Linum tenue is the source of this 4843-nucleotide messenger RNA. Lineage: Eukaryota; Viridiplantae; Streptophyta; Magnoliopsida; Malpighiales; Linaceae. The record is from the annotation of a GenBank genome assembly.
AUGUCUUCUUCUUCUUCUUCUUCUUCUUCUUCUUCUUCCCAAUCUCCAAAAUCCCUAGACUCUCUCCUCCUCCAUCGUCGUGCGCUCUCUUCCCUCGCCGCUGCAAUCCCUCCGAGCGAUCCACUUCCCGCCGCCCCUCUCCCUUCUUCUCUCCCUCCUUCCAAAUUCAUCCCAGGCACCCGCUUCCUUAUCGACGCCUUCCGCCACGCCGCCGCCGUCCCCGCCCCGGCCGCCGCAUACUUCCUCUCCCACUUCCAUUCCGAUCACUACUCGGGCCUUUACCCUAACUGGUCACACGGCAUCAUUUUCUGUUCUCAAAUCACCGCCGAUCUCGUCACCAGAGUUUUGAAGAUCCCUAAGCAGUUCGUCUUCCCGUUGCCGUUGCGUGAGACGGUGCUAAUCGAUGGUUCCGAAGUCACUCUCGUGGACGCUAAUCACUGCCCUGGCGCGGUUCAGUUCUUGUUCAAGGUGCCGGCUAAGAGUUCAACAACAGGUUUUGAAAGGUAUGUUCAUACCGGCGAUUUCAGGUACAUCAGUUCCAUGAGUGAGGAUGCUCUGUUGCGUGGAUUUAUUGGCUGCGACGCUGUUUUCUUGGAUACUACUUAUUGCAACCCUAAAUAUGUGUUUCCGGCUCAAGACGAGGCUGUUGAUUAUGUAGUUAGCGUGAUAGAUAGUGUACGGAAGGAGUGUUUGGAUAAGAGGGUCUUGUUUCUUAUAGCCACUUAUGUUAUUGGCAAGGAGAGGAUUUUGCUCGAGACUGCAAGGAGGUGCAAAACGAAAGUGCUUGUUGAUGGCAAGAAAAUGGAGGUUUUGCGGGUAUUGGGGUAUGGGGAGACUGAGGGGUUUACAGAGGAUGUGCUUGAGAGUGAUGUCCAUGUUGUUGGUUGGAAUGUGUUAGGUGAGACUUGGCCUUAUUUUCGUCCGAAUUUUGUCAAGAUGGCAGAGAUUAUGGCAGAAAGAGGGUACUCUAGAGUGGUUGGUUUUGUUCCUACUGGAUGGACUUAUGAAGUUAAGCGUAAUAAGUUUGCGGUGAGGACUAAGGAUUCGUGCGAGGUUCAUCUUGUGCCAUACAGUGAACAUUCAAAUUAUGAUGAACUCAGAGAGUAUGUGAAGCUUUUGAGACCUAAACGUGUUAUUCCUACAGUUGGUGUGGAUGUUGAGAACCUUGACAGCAAACAAGUUCAUAAAAUGCAAAAACAUUUUGCAGGGUUAGUUGAUGAGACUGCCAACAAGAAAGAUUUCUUGAUGAAUUUCCUUCGUGGUUCUACUGAGAGUGAAAAAGGUUUUGAAACUGAUGGUUUAUCUUUGUUGAAUGAGGAAGGACAGCUAGAUGUGGAGCCUUCUGAUCCUAUAGCUGUUGAAAUUGCAGUUCCGCUAUCCAUUUCAAAUACCUUGGAAAAUCAGAAAGGGUCUGAUUCACUAGAUGUAGCUGUGCUAACUGAAGAGGAAACACAGAGACUAAUAAAGGAAUUGAGUGACUGUUUGCCUGUAUGGGUUACCCAUGACCAAAUGUUACAUUUGCUUGGCAGAUCAGGGAGAAAUAUAGUUGAAGCUGUUUCCAAUUUCUAUGAGUGUGAAACAGAAUUCCAUGAGCAGGUAGUUUCUAGCAAGGCUUCCGUCUCUUCGUCCCAGACUGAUACACAGAAUUCACCUGAUGUACUUCUAACGCCUGAGUCCACCUGCAACACAAUUAACCGAGGGAGUUCAGUCAUUGCUUUCAGUCAAAAAUUCAAGCCAUCUAAUGUGAAGUCAUUAAGUAGUGGCUCGUCACCUGGAAAAAGGAAGAGGAAAAUGGAUGUCAAGGCCGGGAAAAAAGCUAAAAGUACUUCUAAUGUCCAAUCUAGUGGUUCAAAGCAAUCCACCAUCACUAGAUUCUUUAGUAAAAGUUUGCCUAAUACUUCUGAAGACAGUAUGAAACAAACAAUUUCUGAAGAAGUCCCUGGAAACGGGAACUUGUUGGUUGAUGAUGCUCCAAACUUGUAUGGACAGGAGGUAGGCCAGUUUGUUCAGAUAACUGGUGUUGAUGAAUCAUUUAGAAGCUAUGCUGCCACCAUUCUGGAGAGGACUAAGGGGGACAUUAAUAAGGCAUUGGAUAUACAUUAUGGUAAACCUGAGAGUAUUCCUGGUAAGGAUGUUGAGACGUUGGCAGUGUCUGACAAAUUGGUUCAGCCCCAGAGUGUUACUAAUGAGCGGUCUUAUGCCCAGGGUAACAAGUCGCUGCAAGAAGCAGGAGUCGGAUUUACUCUAUCAGUAAAGGAACCAGCAGUACCAUGUUCAGAUGCUACUCUUAUGUCACUUCCCCCAGAAAAAUAUGACCCCAUAAAGCAUGCUUGCUGGAAUGUUGGCCAACCUGUGCCAUAUAUUCACCUUGCACGAACCUUUGAUUUGGUUGAAGCUGAAAAGGGGAAGAUUAAGGCCACUUCUAUGCUGUGUAAUAUGUUCAGAAGGCGGGUGCCCAUUUGCCUAUAUCUACCUUCUCAAUCUAGUUACCUCUGUUGUUUGCUGAUACGGUUAACUUCCUUGGCAAUUUCUUUUUGGUUAUGCAGUAUACUGGCUUUGUCUCCCGAUGAUCUGUUGGCUGCUGUCUAUCUUUGCACUGACAAAAUUGCCGCUGACCAUGAAAAUGUGGAAUUAAAUAUUGGGGGCAGCUUGGUCACGUCUGCAUUAACAGAGGCAUGUGGACCUAGUGCAUCUGAAAUAAGGGAGAUGUAUAAUAACGUUGGGGAUCUUGGUGAUGUGGCUCAGAGAUGCUGGCAAACAAAAAAGAGACAGAAACUACUUGCUCCUACUUCUCCCCUUCUUAUUCGAGAUGUUUUUUCUAGUCUUCACAAGAUAAGUUCACAAACAGGCAGUAAAAGUACUGGUCGAAAGAAGAGCCUCAUUGUGAAUUUGAUGUGCGCUUGCCAGGAGAAAGAAAUGAAGUUUCUUGUGAGAACUUUGGUAAGGAACUUACGUAUUGGAGCAAUGAUGAAAACUAUACUACCUGCUCUGGCCCAAGCAGUUGCAAUGAAUUCCUUCCCUAGAUCCUCAGACAAACAUAGUGCUUCACACAUAAAAGAGAUCCUUCAGGGCCUUUCUACAGCAGUAGUUGAAGCUUAUAAUAUACUUCCUAACCUGGACAUGCUAGUUCCUUCACUCGUCAAGAAUAGCAUUGGCUUUUCCUCGUCUACUUUGUCUAUGGAUCCUGGGAUACCUAUUAAACCCAUGCUCGCCAAAAUUACAAAUGGAGUUUCUCAAGUGCUCAAGUUAUUUGAAAAUAAAGCAUUUUCAUGCGAAUUCAAAGCCAGGAUGGUCAGACUCUGCAGGUCAAGUGGCUUAAAAGCGAAUGAGGUGGAGACACCGCUAGUAAUUGUGCUUUAUAAUUUCAGGUAUGAUGGUCAACGUGCUCAAAUUCACAGACUAUCCAAUGGAACUAUCCGUGUCUUUUCACGAAAUGGAGAUGAAACGACAUCAAAAUUUCCAGAUCUAAUCAAUAUUGUGGAUGAAUCCUGUAAUCGAACAGAGGAUACUUUCAUAAUUGAUGCAGAGGUUGUUGCAGUUGAUAGGAAAAAUGGAUGCAAGCUCAUGUCCUUCCAAGAACUGUCUUCUAGAGAAAGGGGGAGCAAAGAAUCCUCAAUUACAUUGGAUAGUAUUAAGGUGGAGAUCUGCGUGUUUGUCUUCGACAUCAUGUUUGCUAAUGGAGAACAGCUGUUGAAAUUUCCUCUGCGUCAAAGGCGGAAAUACUUGAGAGAUUUAUUUCCUGAUGAGAGGCCAGGUUAUUUUCGAUAUGCAGAAGAAAUGACGGUUGAGCCAAAUGAUGCUUGUUUGGGCAAUGAAUCAAUCUUAAACAGGAUGAACACUUUCCUUGAAGAUGCAUGGCAAUGUUCGUGUGAAGGAAUCAUGGUGAAAACUCUAGAUGUCGAUGCUGGAUAUUCUCCAUCAAAACGUGCUGACAGCUGGUUGAAGGUGAAACGGGAUUAUGUGGAAGGUUUGGGUGACUCACUUGAUUUAGUACCGAUUGGUGCUUGGCAUGGAAACGGAAGGAAAGCAGGAUGGUACAGUCCAUUCCUCAUGGCGUGCUACAACCCUGAGACUGAAGAGUUCCAAUCCGUUUGCCGUGUCAUGUCUGGUUUCUCAGAUGCCUUCUACAAAGAGAUGAAAGAGUUCUUUACCGGCGAUAGAACACUAACCAAAAAGCCACCGUAUUAUCGAACCCUGGAAGUGCCGGACAUGUGGUUUUCAGCAGAGCUUGUAUGGGAAAUCAGAGGUGCUGACCUGACAAUAUCCCCAGUUCAUCAAGCCGGGGUAGGUUUGGUUCAUCAGGCGCGCGGCAUCUCAAUCAGGUUCCCUAGAUUCGUCCGAUCAGUGGGGGAUAGGAACCCAGAAGACUGUAGUAGUGCUGCUGAUAUCGCUCGGAUGUUCAAUGCUCAACCGCGCAAAAUGGACUUGACUAGUGGGAGUUAGAUUGUGUAUCAUCUUCCAACUUGUACAGUAGAAAUGUUCUUCUCUGGCUUUGUGGUUAUCCUUUUGUGUUUUGGAUCCUGAUCUGAAACCAGGAUGUCAGCAUUGUGAAGCUGGCACGAGAAGUCGUCGGAGUUCAGGAGUUGAUUGUAGAAGGAUCUGCGUUUAGUCUCUGUGUAGUCUUCGGGUUAAGAAGCAUGUAUUAAGCAGUCCAGUGAAUCUGUAAUGUGUGGUGUUCAGGUCUGUUUGUACUUUACGCCUUGCGGAUUACGGUGAUGCCUCGAGCAACAAUUUCGAUUAAAUAGCACGGUUUCUUGUUUAUGUCUGGUUCAUCCAAAGAACAUGUCAAAUUAAAAAUCAACUAUACAACUACUUAUGUAUACAAAUUCAAAUCUUAAUUCAU